Molecule: messenger RNA, 2385 nt
Organism: Papilio xuthus (Asian swallowtail)
Lineage: Eukaryota; Metazoa; Arthropoda; Insecta; Lepidoptera; Papilionidae
Product: golgin subfamily A member 2
Exons: 4
Coding region: 162-2210 (682 amino acids)
Biological process (GO): Golgi organization
Cellular component (GO): Golgi cisterna membrane; Golgi apparatus; Golgi cis cisterna
Source: RefSeq, a predicted model, not a curated record
GUAGUCUAUAGUAUACGUAUUAUACUCUUUGCUGGUAGUUACAUACUCUUUGUCAAUCAUUAAAUCUAUCAUAUUGUUUUAUAAGUUUUCCGAAAGUAAUAUUUUAUUAAACUUUAUUAACAACCAUUAAUCAAUUAGGAACACAAUACCACAAGAUCAUAAUGGACGAACGAGCGGCUAAACUAGCGGCUGCAAGGCAAAAGCUAAAACACCACCAAGAAAAAAAAAUGGUACGUACAGAAGUUUCGAGUUCCUCUCAGGAAUAUAGUGCUUUAAACAAAGAAGCGAUAGAAGAUAUUGUAAAUGUAAAAGAAUUGACUACAGCUAAUGAUGUAGUCGAUUCGUAUCGUGAUAAUCAUCUUAUAAAAAAUAGUGUAACGCCCAAGAAAAGCGACAUGAAUGUGACGGAAAUUUUAAUUACUAAUAAAACUAAACUUGAAGAACAAGUCAAAACAUUGGAAAAACGACUAGUGGAAUUACAAAGAAGUUUUAAUUCAGCAGUAGAACAACAAAAUGUUUAUGCACAAACUGUCUCCUGCUUGCAGAUGGAAUUGCAAACUGUUCAAAACAAAUAUGAAGUUUUAAAUGAUGAAAAUUCUUUACAAAAGAAUACAAUAUUGGAUCUUCAAAGCAAAAUCACAGCUUUAUCUGAACAAAACACCAAUUUAAUAGAACAAUUAGAAUUCACAAAAACAAUGUUAACUGUGAAAGAAAAUGAAAAUUCCCAACUUACUAAUCAUAUUUCAAUGCUUCAAAACCAAAUAGAUGUGCUCCAGUUACAGAUGAAACAAUUGACUAAUAACUCUAACAUGUCUAACAUCAGUGUAUCUCAAGACCAAAAAGAACAAACAUCAAAUGACCAACUUUAUCAAAAAAUAUCUAAUUUAGAGCAACAAAUGCAAUCACUCCAAAAGGAAAGAGAUAGUAUUAGUUCACACUAUGAGCAUUAUGUUGGUGAGCUCAACAGACAACUUAAAGUAAUGGAAACAAAUAAUAAUGAAUUAAGUGUGGAAACUCAGAGGUUGCAGAACAGAGAAACUAACCUUGUAGAUCAAAUAAGUGAAAUGGAAAUAAGACUUCAAAACUUUCAAUCCAAAAAAGUUGAAGAACAUGAAAAUGUGUUAAAACUACAAGAAACAAUUAAAACUAAAGAGAAAAAAAUUCAAGAAUUAAGUGCUGCAUAUAGUGAGCUUCAAGCAAAGUGUUAUGAAAAACAAGUACAAAUUGAAACUUUCAAUAAAAACAAAGAAAUUAACUGUGAUCAGGACAACAUAAGUAUAUCUAAACUAAAUGCUGACAUUGCCAGUGACAAAGUUGCAGCGCAGCGAGCAACCGAACAGAAUAAAAAACUAAAAACUGAUUUAACAGAGUUGGAAUUUGCUUUUAUAAAAAUGAGUAAAGACAAAUUAGAUUUAACAGACAAAUUGACUCAUGAAAAGCAACUUAAUAAGGAAUUGAUGCUAAAACUUGCUGACAUAGAGGAAAAUUUAAAAAGUGUCCAAAACAAAUUAAAGGCUAAGGAUGAUGAAAUGAUAAGAUUGCAGAAUAGUUGCCGUAUUUUAGAAAAUAAUUAUGAGAAGUCUCUCGAAAAUUACCAUCAGUCUAAAGAAAAAGACCAAAGUUCCAUUAGUAAAGAAGAAAAGGAUAUAAAUUGCAAUGAAAAUGAUGCCAUUCAUGUUCAUAACCAAGAGUUCGAUGAAAGAAGAGAUUUGCUUGAAAUUGAUGAUGAGGAAAUAAGAUUGAGCAUUGCCAAAGAAGAUGCAAUGUUAAAACUGCAAGAGAGGUUUUUAAAUAUUAUGGAUGAAGUUGCAAAUUUAUCUGAUGAAAAACAUAGACUAGAACACAUAAUUUUGCAACUGCAAAAUGAAACAGAUACAAUAUGUGAAUACAUAGCUUUGUACCAACAACAGCGCAGUUUAUUGAAAAAACGGGAUGAAGACCGGAGUGAACAGAUCAAAAUGUUUCAAAUAGAAAGUAAUAAAUUAAAGAUGCAAUUGGAAGAGCUAAAUGACUUACUUUUGAGAUUUGCAAAUGAUGAUGAAUUGAAGAAAUUUUUACAAGAUGAAUCAAGAAAGAAUGAUUUAGAUAAGGUAAUGGAAUUAAUGUUAAGUGUAAAAACCAGUUCCUUGAUAUCCUUAAAUCAUAAAAUGCUAGACUUCAAAAACUUUUACCCAUGCAAUUGUUGUUCAGGACAACUUAUAGAUGUUUAAUUUUUUAACAACCAAGAUCCUAUGAAAAUGGCGACGAACUUUGACCCAAUGUAAAAUGUACAUAUAAGAAAAUUAAAGUGUCGAAAGUGAUGAUGACCUAGACCCAGUUGAUAGUCUCUUUAUCAGUGAAGUUUUACACAACAUUUAUCAUUUGUUUAAUAAACUAUUAUACAUA